Messenger RNA from Tachyglossus aculeatus (Australian echidna), 726 nucleotides. It is a transcript of the gene VMO1, whose product is annotated as vitelline membrane outer layer 1 homolog. The coding region runs from base 1 to 627 and encodes 208 amino acids. The record is from RefSeq and is a predicted model, not a curated record. The transcript has 3 exons. NCBI's taxonomy places the organism in Eukaryota, Metazoa, Chordata, Mammalia, Monotremata, Tachyglossidae.
AUGGCCUGGGCACGGGGAGCCAGGCUGCUGCUGCUGCUGCUAAUUCUGGGGAGAGGUUCGGGAGGGGAGAGGGCCCCUCGAGGAGCCCCCCAGAAGUGGGUGGACCCCCUCUACACCACCGUCCUAGAGGUAGCCAAUGGGGGUCCCUGGGGCGAGUGGGCCUGGCCCGAGAUGUGUCCUCAAGGCUUCCUCGCCAGCGGCUUCUCUCUCAAGGUGGAGCCCCCCCAGGGCGGGUCCCUGGACGACACGGCUCUGAACGGGAUCCGCCUCCACUGCACCCGGGGGAACUCCAAGCUCAACACGCAAGUGGUGGAGUCAAAGUCCGGAAGGUGGGGGUCGUGGUCGGAGCCGGAGUGGUGUCCGGGGGGCGGCUUCCUCCAGUCCUUCUCGCUGCGGGUGGAGGCCCCGCUCGGGCUGGGCGACAACACUGCGGCCAACAACGUGCGCUUCCGCUGCUCGGGGGGAGCCGUGGUGGCGGGGCCCGGCCUGGCCUGGGGUCAGUUCGGGCCCUGGAGUGACCCCUGCCCCAAGGGCAUCUGCGGCCUCCAGAGCAAGGUGGACGCCCCGAGAGGCCUGCGCGACGACACCACCCUCAACGACGUCCGCUUCAUCUGCUGCAGCGGCUGAGGGACGGGGGGUCGGGGGUCCCAGGCCUCCCGACGCCCCCAAUCCUCCCCUUGUCCCGCCCCCCACCGAGCCCCACCUUUGUGAUCAUUAAAAUUCAGC